GCCGAAAAGAAGAAACUUAAUCGAAAGUUCGCCGAAUUUUUAGCUGUCUUAUAAUAUCAUUGGUCAAAAAUACAUUUUAUAUAUAAAAUACAAACCUAAUAUAUUUAUACGAAAUUCAUUACUUGCACGCCAUAUAAUAGUUUAGUUAUUUUCAUAAGUAAAUAAACUAAUUUAAAUGCGUAAUAAAUGAUUUUUUUAUGCGGGAUUGUUUCGAGCGGGAACAAAAAUGGCGUCUGAUAAAAGAGACUUUAUAUUUCAUGGAAGAAAUUCAAUUUUUUUGACAAAAUGGAAAGUAAAACCUGGAAAUAGGUUAUUUCAAGGUACAGUUUUAUUGCUUUACGAAACAAUUUCGGACACAGAUGGGAGUGGAGAUGGAAAACAGAUGAAAUUGAAAUCUACUAUAGAAGGUACUGUACAAAAGUUAAUUGCUCGUGAAGGAGAAGUCGUCCGCCCAGGAUGUGUUCUUCUUCAAUUACAAACAUGCACACAUCCAACAGUUAUGAAAGAUAUGUGUGCAGACUGUGGUGCAGACUUGAGAGAAUUAGACAGUGAUAAUUUAGCAAAAGUGGUUGCUGCAACAUCUGUUAGCAUGGUCCACAGUGUUCCAGAAUUAAGAGUUAGUCAAGAGGAAGCUCAACAGUUAGGUCAAGCAGAUGAAAAUCAUUUGUUAAGUGCUAGAAAACUAGUGUUACUUGUGGAUUUGGAUCAGACUUUAAUUCACACUACUAAUGAUAAUAUUCUACCAAAAAUCAAGAAUGUGUAUCAUUUUCAAUUGUAUGGCUCUCAUACUCCUUGGUAUCACACAAGAAUUCGUCCUGGAGUAGAAAGUUUCUUAGAUUCUAUGUCCAAAUUAUAUGAAUUGCAUAUCUGCACAUUUGGAGCACGACCAUAUGCCCAUAAAAUAGCAAACUUAUUAGAUCCAAAUGGCAAAUACUUUUCCCACAGAAUUUUAUCUAGAGAUGAAUGUUUCAAUCCAAAUUCAAAGACUGGAAAUCUUAAGGCAUUGUUUCCAUGUGGUGAUUCAAUGGUAUGCAUAAUUGAUGACAGAGAAGAUGUUUGGAAUUUUGCUCCAAAUCUCAUACCUGUUAAACCAUAUCAUUUCUUUACUAACACUGGAGAUAUCAAUGCUCCACCUGAAAUGCAUAAAAAUAAUAAUGAAAAUGGAUUGUCAAAAAUUGAGGAAUCAGUAUACAAUAUUAAGGAAGAAUCUUCUAUUAAAAGCGUUGAAUCAUCAUCAUCAUCUUCAUCUUCAGAUACUAAUAAAGAUGAUCAGUUAUUACAAACUGCAGAAAGUACAUUAGAAAUUAAAAAUGAUGACUUGGAAGAACAAAUUAUGAAUUUAAUUGAUCAGUCUAAGUUACCUAAUGAAGAAGAACAGAAAAUAGUAUCAUCAACUCAAGAAGCUGAAACUUUAGUUGCAACUAAAGAAAUUUCAAGCGAAAAUAGUGACACCCAACAAUCAGAAUCUGAAAAAGAUUGUAAUAAUCAAACAGAUAUUAAUUUAGCUGACAAAGAAGAUUCAGAUGAUUAUCUUUUGCAUCUUGAAGAUAUUUUGAAAAUUAUUCAUAAGGCUUAUUAUGAUAUGUAUGAUCAAAUGAAAGCUCAAGGAAAAAAUACAAUACCAGAUUUAAAAAAUGUUAUACCAUAUGUUAGAAGAAAAGUACUAAAAGGAGUAAAUAUUGUCUUCAGUGGUGUUAUACCUACAAAUAUGCCUGCAGAAAGAAGUAAAUUAUGGAUUGUUGCUAAAUCUCUAGGGGCAAAUGUAUCUCCUGACAUUGAAUUUCCAGGUCAGUCUGGACAAAAUGGGACAACACAUGUUAUUGCAGUUAAAUGGGGUACAAUAAAAGUCAAUAAAGCUAGAAAAAUAAAAGAUAUACACAUAGUGACACCAGAAUGGUUAUGGAGUUGUGCUGAGAGAUGGGAUCAUGUAGAUGAAAAAUUAUUUCUUCUUUCAAAACAUUCGGUAAUUCCACGUCCUACAGCAACAUAUCAACCAAGCUCUUUUAAAGAUAAUUUUGACUGUAAGCCAGAUUUCAAAGAUAAUAGGAGAGAUUUUAUUUCUGAACCAAAUUUAUAUCCAGUAUAUGAUCCUGUUACUGGGAAGAAAAUUUGCAGAGAUAACUCAAAUGUAAUUCAAAAAAAUGGCAGGACUGAUGGUUCUGAGAUAUUAUCAGAAUAUGUUACCUCCAGCACUGAGAAGUUCUCUUAUAGUCCUCUACUCUCUUUUUCAACCCAAGAAAUAGAAGAUAUGGAUAAAGAAGUAGAUGAUGCAUGUAGUGAAGAGUCUGAAGAUAGUGAUGUAGAUACUACAGUAACAGCCACACAAAGCCAAAAUGAUAAAAACAAAGAAUCUGAUUCAAGUUUGGAAAGUCUUACUGGUGGAGAAUUCCCAAAGGGAUGGAGAAAGAGAAAAAAAUGUGAUCUUAAAGAUAACUAUACUGAAUUAAGUGGCAUAAUUGAAAGUGAAGAAGAAGAAAAUGCAAAAUUUCCACGUAGAGAACUUCCGUGUGAUAGCGGAAAAAGUAAUGAAAACAGUAGUGAAAGUGAUGAUUUUAAUGAGUCAAUUGGAUCUGUUGAUGAAGAAAUGGCUGCUGCAGUAGAACGAGAAUUUUUAAAUUCCUGAUAAGGAUCACUGAAUGUAAUGACUUGUAUAUUUUAUGUAAAAUGUCAUUUUAAACAUUAUACAAAUCUAUCAUAAUUUACUGCUUACUACUAAAUAUCAGAGAUAAAGUAUUAAGCAAGAAAGUUUUUUAAUGAAAAAUUUAAUUCUUUAUUUAAAAUAUAUAAGUUAUAUAUACAUUUGAAAAGCAUAAACAUAACUAAAACUAAAGUUGUUUUAAACAUUAUUAAAGAUGCCAUUACUUUAUUUUCAGUAUGCAUUUCUUCAGAUUAUAUCUAAAAUUAUUAAAUUCUUCUAAAUGACAUUUAGUUUUUAUAAAAUUGACAAUUGUUUUGUAUAAUUUUUUUUCUUUAUAUUAUGAAAUUUUUCUGAUUAAAAUUAGAGAGAACUUUAUUUAAAUAAAAUACAAGUAACAAAUUGUUUUUGUAGGAAUAAAAUUUUAUUAAUAAUCAAAUAUAAAAUUUUGGAUUUAAAUGAUUCAUUCAUGGAUCAACAGAAUCUUAGACACAGAAUUCUUAAAAUCAAGGGUCUAAAAUUCAAUUUUUGAUUUAAUAAUUUCAAUUUUAUAAAAUUUUCAAGCACACCAUUCAUUAUACCAUAUUAAUAGAAAAUUUUAUCUCAGUGGUAAGAGUUAUUAUGUUUAAAUAUGACUUUAGUGUAUUAAUUCAGUGACACACAAAAUUUAGACUAUUGCCAAUGUGCUUAAAGUCUUAAUACAUGUAUAAAACUACCAAAGAGAUUCAUCAACAAAAAAGAGAAUUACUGAUCUUAUCUGUUUUACUACUAAUCUACCAUCCAUGUUUUCAGUUUUCAUCUUCAGUUUUAUAGCUUUUAUCAUUUUAUAUUAGUUUUUAUAAAUGUGAUUGUAUAUAUAUAUAAUUAAAAAGGAAUUAUUUAUUUACAUACAGUAAUGCUGAAGACUUUAAUGUUUUGAAAUGCAUUUCUGGAUUUACAAAUAUUGUAUACUUGUCUAUAUAUGACAGAUUGAAAUACAUUUAUAUGCAUAAUACUUGUUCAAUUCAAAUCCCCCAUGACUCCAUUUGUUUAUUACUGUUAAUUUUUAAUAUGGAAUAAUUCUCUGGUGACAAAUUAUAACUUAAUUAUCAAUUUGUUAUUCUCAUUCAUUUAAUAUCAAUGUACAGUACGUUGGAAUCCCAGUAAGGAAUGCAGAUUUCUAUGCUGUUAUUUAAAGUAGACACUAGUCUAUAUUACUUUCAGGCUAUAUUUUUAAAAAAUAAGCUAUAAAACAAAUUUAAAAUAUUUCUAAAAUUUAUUUAUAAUGUAAAUGAUUGUGAUUAUAUAUAUGUAAAAUAAAAUUAUAUAUAUAAUAUAGAUAGUAAUCCAUAGUAAAUCAGUUUUUCUGUGUUCAAAAGAAAAAAAAACAUUGUAAUUGUUUGAAAUAAGACUUCUCUUUCAAAGACAAAUUUAUAACUCCAGAAUGCACUUCAAAAUUGACUAUUAUUCAAUUGACUAAUCUAUUGCUUUUAGCCCUUAAUGAUAUUUUAUUUAACAUAUGCAUUAUUUAUACACAGUUACGUGAGGGUUUAUCACACCAGUGUGAUAAACUUUCAUGUAUAUAUGUGCAUAAUUAAUACAGAUUUUAAAUAAAAAUUGACUAUUAUUGCUAAUUCUAAGAUGCAUAAAAUAGGUUUAGAAAUACUUUCAUAUUAUACAAAGGAUUUUCUUUUAU
Messenger RNA from Centruroides sculpturatus (bark scorpion), 4310 nucleotides. It is a transcript of the gene Fcp1, whose product is annotated as RNA polymerase II subunit A C-terminal domain phosphatase-like. The transcript has 6 exons. Bases 227 to 2623 code for a protein of 798 amino acids. Gene Ontology annotation, molecular function: RNA polymerase II CTD heptapeptide repeat phosphatase activity. Lineage: Eukaryota; Metazoa; Arthropoda; Arachnida; Scorpiones; Buthidae. Gene Ontology annotation, cellular component: nucleus. The record is from RefSeq and is a predicted model, not a curated record.